UAUAAAGGCUGGAUACACACUCCAGUCCACUCAGACUCAACUGCAAAGACUGGACAUCACUUCUAUUUCUCUCUGCAUGUCAAACCUACAACACAAGUAUCAAAGCAUGAAACGCAGACAGUUGUUGCUGUCUCUGCCUCACUUGCCAACCAUUACCGAGACACUCGAGGACUUGCCUGUCAACCCUUCAUCCUCCCAGUCCACCCAGAGCUCCCAGUCUCUAGAGGACUACAUGACCUGCAUCCAGGCUCUUGCCCGACCUGCUGAGGCCCCAAGCUACGGCCCUGUAAGACUCCAGAGGACCCCCAGGCUGCGGCAGUUCUCAAAGGCUCAGAUGAAGCUCUCAGUUUCUGCCUCAGCACCUCGCGGGUCUCCGCGCACACUAAGGACUUCCAGACCUUCCAGUCUGAAUCUAAACAACGGCACAGAGGAUUUUUCCCUCAGGAUGAGCAGAGAACGUGACUGCAAGGGAAAAGACCCAGUAGACUGGCUGUUUGGACAGAUAAGGACUUAAAGAGAAGUUUGGUUGUUGUUGUGGGAAACCCUGGAGGUACUUUGGAGUAUCCAAACAAGGAGCCACAGGAGGAAGUGAACUGUUGGUAUUUGCUCGGUGAUAAAAUUUCUAUGUGACUCAUGAGCAAAACGAAGACUUAUUUAUUUUCCUGCACUUCUACAUGUUUACAUAAAGAAAUAUUUUGUUAAGAUGUAAAGGCUAUAGUUUGCAAUAAAAUACUAAAAUAAUCAA
Messenger RNA from Neolamprologus brichardi, 745 nucleotides. RefSeq lists its product as uncharacterized. Lineage: Eukaryota; Metazoa; Chordata; Actinopteri; Cichliformes; Cichlidae. Gene Ontology annotation, cellular component: mitochondrion. The record is from RefSeq and is a predicted model, not a curated record. Gene Ontology annotation, biological process: regulation of autophagy.